Rhopilema esculentum is the source of this 1539-nucleotide messenger RNA. Its product is annotated as ruvB-like 2. The record is from RefSeq and is a predicted model, not a curated record. Gene Ontology annotation, molecular function: ATP hydrolysis activity; ATP-dependent activity, acting on DNA; ATP binding. Lineage: Eukaryota; Metazoa; Cnidaria; Scyphozoa; Rhizostomeae; Rhizostomatidae.
UUGUGCGUCUCUUGAUCAACCUCACGCGGGACAAGAUGGCGGCCACAGCUGUUUCCAAAGUUCAGGAAGUUAGAGAAGUCACUAGAAUCGAAAGGAUAGGUGCACACUCUCAUAUCAGAGGGCUGGGUCUUGAUGAUGCUUUGGAAGCUAGAGAGGUAUCCCAAGGUAUGGUUGGGCAGGCAAAAGCCAGACGGGCAGCUGGUGUCAUUGUGGAAAUGAUAAAAGAAGGGAAGAUAGCUGGUCGAGCCAUUCUAAUAGCUGGACAGCCUGGAACUGGGAAAACUGCAAUUGCAAUGGGGAUGGCCCAGUCGCUAGGCCCUGAUACACCAUUUACUGCGAUGGCUGGCAGUGAGAUAUUUUCUUUGGAAAUGAGCAAAACAGAAGCAUUGACACAGGCGUUUAGAAAAUCCAUUGGUAUCAGAAUCAAGGAAGAAACCGAGAUUAUUGAAGGAGAAGUUGUUGAAAUUCAAAUUGAUCGACCAGCCACUGGUGCAGGUGUCAAAGUGGGUAAACUGACUUUAAAGACUACGGAAAUGGAAACCAUUUACGACCUUGGUGCAAAAAUGAUUGAAUCGUUGACAAAAGAAAAAGUACAGUCUGGUGACGUCAUCACAAUAGACAAAGCAACUGGCAAAAUUUCAAAGCUUGGAAGGGCAUUCACAAGAGCACGUGAUUAUGAUGCAAUGGGUCCCGAGACUAAGUUCGUCCAAUGUCCUGAAGGUGAACUCCAGAAACGAAAAGAGGUUGUCCAUACUGUCACACUACAUGAGAUUGACGUCAUCAAUAGCAGGACCCAAGGGUUCCUCGCUCUCUUCUCAGGAGACACUGGUGAAAUAAAAGGAGAGGUUAGAGAUCAAAUAAACACAAAAGUAGCUGAAUGGAGGGAAGAAGGAAAAGCAGAAAUUGUGCCAGGAGUACUUUUUAUUGACGAAGUUCACAUGCUAGACAUCGAGUGUUUUUCAUUUUUGAAUCGUGCUCUCGAGAGUGAUAUGUCUCCUAUUUUGAUCAUGGCUACAAACAGAGGAAUAACAAAAAUUCGUGGCACCAACUAUGCAAGCCCUCAUGGCAUACCCUUAGACUUGUUGGAUCGCCUUUUGAUCAUUUCAACAAUACCAUACGAUGAAAAAGAGAUUAGAAAAAUACUUACCAUCAGAUGCGAGGAAGAAGAUGUAGAAAUCUCAGACGAUGCUAUUGCAGUGUUGACUAAAAUUGGCCAAGAGACAAGUUUACGUUACUCCAUUCAGUUAAUCACCGCAUCAAAUCUUUGUUGCAGAAAACGGAAGGGAACCGAGGUCGAUGUUGAAGAUAUCAAGCGAGUGUAUUCCUUGUUUUUCGACGAAGGCAGGUCGACUCAGUUCCUCAAAGAAUAUCAACAAGAAUUCAUGUUUCAUGAGGACAUUGCUGAUAACCCAAAUGCCAUGGAGACUUAACUUCGCUGUUGUCUAGCUAUGCUUUCUCCAAGGAAGACUCCAUCAAAAUGUAGUUAUAUCUAACACCACUUUUGUCAGUUCAUGAUUCAUGACCUUUGGACUUCUUGAA